CGCAAUAACCGCGUGAACUGGGGCAAAGGAGCCCUCUCAAUGUUGAUUUGUAACCUUUGAAGACAAGUCAAGCGCUGCAUAUUCGCUCUGUUGUAUUCAACUGUACUAUACACACAUCUUCGAAAUGCCUGCUGCAAUCUCGAUUCGCAAGGUUGACGGCAAGCCCGGUCAAGUUUACUACCCUCUAGAGAAGAUCAAUGUUCCCGAAAGCACGCCCAAAGACAAUCAAGUCGUCGUCAAAAUCACCGCUGCCGCAUUGAAUCAUCGAGACCUGUUCAUUCGCCAGCAUCUAUACCCUGGCACCACAUUCGGUGUACCAUUACUCGCAGAUGGCACCGGCAUUGUAACCUCGACCGGAUCGUCACCCGAAGCAAAGAAAUGGCUGAACAAGCGCGUCAUUCUCAACCCCGGUAGUGGAUGGAAAGAUGACCCUGAUGGUCCUGAAGAUCCCAAGGGGUAUGCUAUACUUGGAGGAACAAAGCUCAACCCUCUAGGCACAUUGACUGAGAGCUUGGUCAUUGAUGCGUCUGAACUGGAGGAGGCACCUAAGCAUCUCACGAACGCUGAGGCUGCCGCUUUCCCUCUCACGGGUCUUACUGCCUGGAGAGCGACUGUCACCAAGAGUGGUAACUGCAAGCCUGGUCGCAACAUACUCAUCACUGGUAUUGGUGGUGGUGUCGCGCUCAUGGCCCUGCUAUUUGCAAGCGCAGCUGGUGCCAACGUCUUCGUGACAAGUGGAAGCCAGGAAAAGCUGGACAAGGCAAAGAAGCUUGGUGCUGCAGGGGGUGCAAUCUACAAGGAGGAGGGAUGGGAGAAGAAGCUGUUGGAACAAUUGCCAAAGGACAGAAAAUUCCUCGAUGCUGUCAUUGACGGUGCCGGCGGUGACAUCGUUGAGAAGGCUUUCAAAAUUAUGAAGCCUGGUGGUGUCAUUGUUUCCUAUGGCAUGACAGUAGGCCCCAAGAUGCCCUUCACCAUGGCCGCUGUUCUCAAAAACAUUGACCUCCGUGGAUCUACAAUGGGCUCCAGAAAAGAGUUCGCCGACAUGGUCAGCUUUGUUUCCACCAAGAACAUCCGACCCAUUGUAUCGAGGAGCGUCUCCGGACUCGACAACCUUGAAGAGAUCAACGGCUUGUUCGAGGACAUGAAGAAUGCUAGCCAAUUCGGCAAACUGGUCAUUGAGCUUGAGAAGGCAACAGAAGCUAGCAAGCUGUAGAUCAGUAGGCUUCAUGAAUCACGAAUCAUGUAUACUUCAAUUCUAUACUCCAAGCGCUCCACGCACAAGCUUCAGGCAUUCAUCAGCCGUGACCAGGCGAAACUACUCACCACAAGUUAGUUUGUAUACCCUCUUGAAACACUUUUUCUCAUCAAAUGGGGUUGUGGUCUAGUGGUAUGACAUCUUCUUAGCAUUGCUCUUCGAGCAUUACUGAGUGGAGAAGGUUCUGGGUUCGAUUCCCAGCUACUCCAUCCUUUUGUUUUCCUGUGUGCUGUAGAUGUACACUACCUUUUGCUGGC
Aureobasidium pullulans EXF-150 is the source of this 1512-nucleotide messenger RNA. Its product is annotated as alcohol dehydrogenase. Gene Ontology annotation, molecular function: oxidoreductase activity. The coding region runs from base 125 to 1213 and encodes 362 amino acids. The transcript is spliced from 2 exons. NCBI's taxonomy places the organism in Eukaryota, Fungi, Ascomycota, Dothideomycetes, Dothideales, Saccotheciaceae. The record is from RefSeq and is a predicted model, not a curated record.